UUCCGAUUUUAUCCGCUCUACAAUUUUCCUGCGCAUGCUUAGCACGUUGAAAAUUUGAGAGGGGAAAACAAAAAUGGCGGAAGAACAGGAGUUACUACAACUGGAGCUCCUGUGUAAACAACUGUACGAGACGGCAGAUGCCAAUCUCCGGACUGAAGCAGAGAAAGCACUCGUCUCAUUUGCAAAUUCUCCAGACUGCUUGAGCAAAUGUCAACUCUUACUGGAAAGGGGAAAUUCACCGUAUGCGCAGUUACUGGCAGCCACAACACUGACUAAGCUGGUGUCAAGGCCAAAUGUGACACUACCCUUGGAACAGAGAAUCGACAUUCGGAAUUAUGUUUUGGGAUACCUGGCAUCACGCCCCAAAUUGGUACACUACGUGUUACAAGCACUUGUGCAGCUUUUUGCUCGGAUAACCAAACUUGGCUGGUUUGACAUUCAAGACAAAGAUUAUGUGUUCCGUAACGUCAUCACAGAUGUCACCAAGUUUAUACAAAGUGGGUCCACCCAGCAUGUGAUGAUUGGAGUACAACUUCUGUCACAGUUGGUGUGUGAAAUGAACCAAGUCAGUGAGGAGGAUGAUGAACGUGAGGCUGACUCCAGUAGGUCGCUGACCAAACACAGAAAAAUUGCUUCCUCCUUCCGCGACCUCCAGCUGUUUGAGAUAUUCCAGUUGUCCUGUGAAUUAUUGCAGACUGCUGCCGGGAACAUCAAAAGCAUGGACUUCUCUGAUGAUUCACAGCACGGCUUGAUCUCCCACGCCCUACGAUUGGCCCACAACUGUCUUACCUUUGACUUUAUCGGCACCUCCACUGAUGAAACAGCUGAUGACCUGUGUACAGUUCAGAUACCGACAGGCUGGCGGUCAGCUUUUCUAGAUGGGGCUACAAUGGAGCUAUUCUUCAGCCUCUACUCCAGUUUACCCCCUUCACUCUCAUCCAUAGCCCUAUCCUGUCUGGUACAAAUAGCGUCAGUGAGGCGAUCGUUGUUCAACAACACAGAGCGUGCCAAAUUUCUCAACGAGCUAGUGACCGGCGUUCGCAACAUUCUAGAAAAUCCACAGGCUUUGUCUGAUCCGAGUAACUACCAUGAGUUUUGUCGCCUGUUAGCAAGGCUAAAAACAAAUUAUCAGCUGGGAGAGUUAGUCAAGGUCACAAAUUAUCCGGAACUGAUCAAACGGAUUGCAGAGUUUACUGUGACCAGUCUGAGGCAAAUGUGGCAGUUUGCGCCUAACAGUGUACACUACCUGUUGAGCCUGUGGCAGAAGAUGGUGGCGUCCAUGCCGUACGUGAAGGCUAACGAGCCCCACCUGCUGGAGACGUACACCCCGGAGAUCUUCAAGGCCUACACUAUGUCCCGCCUAGAGUCGGUCACCGUGGUCAUCAAAGACGGAUUAGAAGAUCCAUUAGAGGACCAGGGAAUGAUCAAUCAACAGUUAGACCAGCUCUCUACCAUUGGGAGGUGUGAAUACGAGAAGACCUGUGGUCUCCUGGUUCAGCUGUUUGAUGAGGCAGCCCAGCGGUAUCAGGAGGCCAUCAAUUCAGGAACCCAGGGGGUAGAAAUUACGAUACAAGAAGGUCGAUUAUCUUGGUUAGUGUACAUAAUAGGAGCAGUGAUAGGUGGUCGGAUCUCCUUCGCCAGCACAGACGAUCACGACGCCAUGGACGGGGAACUAGCUUGUAGGGUUUUACAGUUAAUGAAUUUAGUGGACUCUAGGAUUGCCCAGUAUGCCUGUGAAAAACUAGACCUUGCCAUAUUAAGCUUUUUUGAACAAUUUAGGAAAAUUUAUGUUGGGGACCAAGUUCCUAAAAUGUCUAAGGUUUAUCGACGGUUAUCAGAAGUGUUAGGAUUAAAUGAUGAAUCUAUGGUACUGAGUGUUUUUAUUGGUAAAAUAAUUACAAACUUAAAAUAUUGGGCCCGAAGUGAACAAAUAACAUGGAAGACCCUGCAGCUUCUAAACGAUCUGUCCGUGGGCUACAGCUCUGUCCGAAAAUUAGUCAAGCUAGAUGCUGUACAGUUUGUUUUAAGUAAUCAUACGAAUGAACACUUUCCGUUCUUGGGUUUGAACGCAAACAACCGUUCGUUCGCUGACAUGAGGUGUAGGACCACGUUUUACACAGCUCUGGCUCGCCUCUUAAUGGUCGACCUCAGAGAAGAUGACGAAGACAAAUAUGAAGAAUUCAUGGUCCCUUUAACAUCUGCGUUUGAGUCGGUGGGCACAAUGCUGACAAACAUGGACACGCCCCAGAAAGAGGAAGAAGCCAAGAGAGCAGUGGUAGGACUUGCCCGAGAUUUGAGGGGCGUGGCAUUCGCCUUCAACACCAAAACAAGCUACAUGAUGUUUUUUGAUUGGAUAUACCCGUCCUACACACCCAUUCUGCACCGGGCGAUCGAGGUGUGGUACCACGACCCGGCGGUCACCACCCCUGUACUCAAGCUGAUGGCCGAGCUCGCUCAGAGCCGCUCACAGAGACUCCUGUUUGACGUCUCCUCCCCCAACGGCUAUCUCCUGUUCAGGGAGGUCAGCAAAGUGAUUGACAGCUAUGGGUCAAGAAUAUUAACAAUAGGAGAAGUUCCAAAGGAUCAAGUCUAUACUAUGAAAUUGAAAGGAAUCUCGGUGUGUUUCUCCAUGUUGAAGGCGGCCCUCUGUGGCAACUAUGUCAACUUUGGAGUGUUCCGUCUGUAUGGAGAUAACGCGCUGGACAAGGCGUUUGGAAUGUUUGUCAAGCUCCUGUUGUCUGUGUCCCAGAGAGACCUGAUGGACUACCCCAAGCUGAGCCAGAACUUCUACAGUUUGCUGGAGUGUCUGGCCAACGAUCACAUGGCUUUCAUCAGUAGCUUAGAACCCCAAGUCUUUCUCUACAUCCUGGCCACCAUAUCUGAGGGUCUCACAGCUCUAGCAUACAAAUGGAGCUCUAUCCAAGAUACCAUGGUUUGUACCGGAUGCUGUGCCACGCUGGAUACAGUCAUCACCUAUCUGUUCAAGAACCUUACAAUCAAAAAGAAGAAACGAAAUCACAUGCAGCAGAACGAGGCUUUUCUCCGAAUCCUAGAACUUCACCCAGAAAUCCUUCAGCAAAUGCUGUCUACAGUACUCAAUAUUAUCAUGUUUGAGGACUGUCGGAACCAAUGGUCCAUGUCAAGGCCUUUACUGGGUCUUAUUCUACUUAAUGAGGAGUAUUUUAACAAAUUGCGGGACAGCAUCAUAGCCAGCCAGCCCCCAGACAAACAGCAGGCCAUGGUCCAGUGCUUCGAGAACCUGAUGAGUGGAAUUGAGAGGUCCCUACACACAAAGAAUAGAGACAAAUUCACACAGAACCUGUCGCUGUUCAGGAGAGAUGUGAACGACUCGCUGAAGGCGGCCAACGGACAGAGUCCCACCCACUGUACACAGUUCCUGGACAUGAUGAGCUAGUACACAGCAGGCUGUAUGUCAUGUGACCUCAUCAUGUGAUACAAUGAGCCAAUCAGACAUGUGUUCACAUUGACAUUCCUUAUCAUGUGUGAAACAGGCUGCGAUUGGGGCAUUUGGGACAAUGUGAUUGGUUUUGUGGAUUUUCAACUUUCAAAGGUGGUGAAAUUGGUGCAUUGGUCUGCUAUCCCUUCUUUUUAUAUGGAUGAGGAACGAGGGUGUUUGGAAUGGAUGUGACUUAGGUGUAUGGAAUCAAUUGAAGUGCUAAUGGUAAUAGACUAGGAGCCGUGGCUGUGUAGGCGUGUGUAUAUCAGUGCUAACUGUUCAUUGUUAUGGGUUUUAUUAUUCAAUGUUAUAGUGCCAUAUGUGUGGUACUAAUGCACCGCAUGGUGUGGAAUAAAAAUUCAAACAAAUGCCA
Messenger RNA from Magallana angulata, 3830 nucleotides. RefSeq names its product exportin-7-like. The transcript is spliced from 31 exons. Bases 74 to 3415 code for a protein of 1113 amino acids. The record is from RefSeq and is a predicted model, not a curated record. Gene Ontology annotation, biological process: protein export from nucleus. Gene Ontology annotation, cellular component: nuclear pore; cytoplasm. NCBI's taxonomy places the organism in Eukaryota, Metazoa, Mollusca, Bivalvia, Ostreida, Ostreidae. Gene Ontology annotation, molecular function: small GTPase binding; nuclear export signal receptor activity.